This is a messenger RNA of Brassica napus (rape), 3867 nucleotides long. RefSeq lists its product as uncharacterized. Bases 1 to 3867 code for a protein of 1288 amino acids. The transcript has 5 exons. Lineage: Eukaryota; Viridiplantae; Streptophyta; Magnoliopsida; Brassicales; Brassicaceae. The record is from RefSeq and is a predicted model, not a curated record. Gene Ontology annotation, molecular function: DNA helicase activity. Gene Ontology annotation, biological process: telomere maintenance; DNA repair.
AUGGGGCAAACCUCAGCAGAAGGUAACCUCGAUGAGCCAACGUUAGCCCUCCUCAUCGAGAUGAUUGACGAGAACAAUUGUCUAGCAAAGAUCUUUCGUCGUGCACGAGACCACUACGAAAGCGUCGGGUCAGAGUUUACUAUUAGGUUAGUCCAAGAUAAAGGGAAGGGGAAAGAAUAUGAUCUCCCAACUACAAGCGAGGUGGCAGUGGUUCAGUUUCAAUCUGACACUUUGCAGCAGAUACGUGACGAUCACCCUCUAUAUAUGAGCCUCCAAUACCCUCUUUUGUUUCCAUAUGGUGAAUACGGGUUUCACCCAGAAAUUCCCCUGCAUCUUGAGACAGGCACUUCAAGAACAAGGCAAUUCGUGACCAUCCGUCAAUACUACGCUUCUCUAAUCCAAACACGUCCUAACCAAGGAAUGACGUUGAUUAAAGGCGGUCGUCUCCUCCAUCAGUUUAUUGUGGACGUUUAUACAGCAAUUGAGGAAGACCGACUGAGGUGGGCGAGAAAUAACCAAGAAAUCUUGCGGGCUGAGCUAUACAGCAAUGUUCUUGAUGCUGUAAGUAAAGGUGACACUGACGCUAAAAUUAUUGGCCAGAGAUUUAUACUGCCGCCAAGUUUCACCGGAGGCCCCCGGUACUUAGUUGAGAAAUACCACGAUGCUAUGGCUAUUUGCAGAGAAUUCGGCAAUCCAGAUUUGUUUAUCACGAUGACGGCCAAUCCAAACUGGAGCGAGAUUAAAGAACAUCUUCAGAAAUGCGGUGGAGAUUCUCCUAAUGAUAGACCGGACAUUGAAUGUCGGGUUUUUAAGAUGAAGCUAGAUCAACUGCUCAAGGAUUUCAAAGCAGGAACUUUUUUCAAGCCAUAUAAGGCAGCUCUCCACCGAAUAGAGUUUCAAAAAAGAGGUCUCCCUCAUGCACAUAUAUUAUUGUGGUUAGGAAAUUCUACCAGAACACCGAGUGCAGAAGAAGUGGAUGAAAUAAUUUCGGCCGAGCUCCCCAACAAAGAGGAAGACCCAGCUGCUUACGACUUAGUCACGAAACACAUGAUCCACGGUCCAUGUGGACACUUCAAUCCGAAGUCACCAUGUAUGGAAAACAAUGUGUGCACGAAAAAGUAUCCUCGGCCGAAUAACGACAACACUUCGAUUGACAAAUCCGGGUAUGUGUUAUAUCGUCGACGCCGAAACAAAGAUACGUGUACAGUAAAGGCUGGAGCUGUACUAGACAACACUUUCGUCGUACCUCAUAACAUUAAGCUUCUGAAGAAGUACGAAGCUCAUAUUAUUGUUGAAUGGUGUAAUCGGACAAGCGCGGUGAAAUACUUAUUCAAGUACAUAACCAAGGGCGUUGACCGAGCAACCGCUGUAAUUGAGAAAGGAAAUACAGCAACUACAUCCGACGCGACAGGAUCCGGAGGAUCAAAGGAGAAAGUCCUAAUGCAACGCAAUGAGAUCCAAGACUACAUCGAAGCCCGAUAUUUAUCAGCUUGUGAGUCCAUGUGGCGGACUUUCGCCUUCCACAUACACAAAAGAAAGCCAUCAGUUGAAAAGCUUAUCAUUCACUUGGAAGGCAAACAUAAUAUUACGGUUAAAUCAACAGACAACCUCGGUCGUGUAAUCCACAAACCGGGUAUCGAGAAGACGAUGUUCACAGAGUGGAUGGUUUUAUGCAGAAGGUCAGCGUUUGCCCGGACACUGACAUAUGUGCAGAUUCCUGAAUAUUUUGUCUGGAACAACAGUGCUAAAAUGUGGACUGAGCGUAAGAGAGGAAAAACCAUUGGCCGAGUCGUAGCUGUCCAUCCUUCAGCAGGCGAUCGAUACUACCUGAGGGUCCUCAUUAAUAAGAUUAAGGGUCCUAGAAGUUACGACGAGCUAAAAACAUACAACGGCGUGAAAUACCCGGACUUUAAAUCAGUUUGCCACGCACGAGGCCUUUUGGACAACGAUGUUGAAUGGCUCGAGAGUAUGUCGGAGGGUGCUCGAACGGCCAGCCCAUACCAGCUUCGUGAUUUGUUCGUCACAUUCCUAAACAACUGCUUCGUCGCAAGCCCUAAAGGACUAUGGGAACACUCAUGGAAAUCAAUGAGCGACGACAUACUUCACAAGAGGCAAAGGAUCUUAGGCCACGCGAAUCUGGAACUGGACGAUAAUACCCUCGAGCAAUACACAUUGAUAGAAGUUGAAAAGUUGAUGCGCAUGCAAGAUCGCUCCUUAAACGAUUUUAAGGAUAUGCCGAAGAUCAAUCCUGUUUUGCUCAAGGAAUUGGGGAACAUCUUACACUCGGUUGAUAAGAAAGAAGGAAAACUUUUCUUUGUAUAUGGCGCAGGGGGCACAGGAAAAACAUUCCUAUACCAGACUAUUAUAUCCAGACUUCGGUCAAGAAAACAAAUUGUUCUACCAGUUGCUUCUUCGGGAAUAGCCGCAUUGCUACUACCAAACGGGAGAACAGCUCACUCUCGCUUCAACAUUCCAUUGAAGCUCGAGGAAGAUAAGCUUUGCAACAUCAAACCAGGUACAAUGCUUGCUGAGUUAAUUGAGGAAACAGACCUCAUAAUAUGGGAUGAGGCACCGAUGACACACAAACAUGCUUUCGAAGCAUUAGACAAGUCGUUGAAGGAUAUUAUGUCUAUCAAAAAUCCACCCGCAAAGAAUCAGCCUUUUGGUGGCAAAACAGUUAUGUUAGGUGGUGAUUUCAGACAGAUCCUACCAGUCAUUCCGCAAGGUAGAAGAGCUGAUACUGUACUAGCUUCGAUAAGCCAUUCAUAUCUAUGGAAUAGCUGCCACAAGUUCUCUUUAAAAACAAAUAUGCGAGUCAAUCAGGAUGAGAAAGAGUUUUCUGAAUGGCUUCUCAGAGUCGGGGAAGGUCGUCUAGGAGAAGAACAAGAAUAUGAGGAGGAUGGGUACCAUGACCAACUCAUACAUAUCGAUGACUCAUUGAUUUGUCAGAGUUUUGUUGACCCAUUGAAAGAAGUUGUUGAUGCUGCAUAUGGACAAAUCAGCAGCCAUAUGAAUUCCAAGACUUCCUACACCGAUAAAGCUAUCCUCACACCCCGUAACGAAACCGUUGAUGAAAUCAAUGCUUAUACCAUCUCACGGACCUACGGGGUAUCAAGAGAUUACUACAGCUCAGACAGCUUUGAAUUAUCAGAUACUACAUCAGAUCUAAAUGAUACACUAUACUCCAUUGAGUAUCUUAACUCAUUGGAAUUCUCGGGUUUGCCUUCGCACAAACUUACUCUGAAAGUUGGUGCCCCAGUUAUGCUUCUCAGAAACAUAAAUCAGAAAAAAGGAUUAUGCAACGGUACUCGGAUGAUCCUAACCCACGUUGGUGAACGCGUUCUGAAGGCAGAGAUCAUCACUGGAUCCCACAUUGGAGAAGAGGUCUUGAUCCCAAGAAUUGUGCUUUUGUAUGAUGAAACGAAAUUACCGUUCACAUUACGUCGGCGGCAAUUUCCUAUCAGAUUGUGCUACGCAAUGACAAUCAACAAAAGCCAAGGCCAAAGUUUAAAAGAGGUCAUCUUAUACCUGCCUAAGCCAGUCUUUUCUCAUGGUCAACUUUACGUGGCCCUCUCCCGUGUCACAAGCAAAGCAGGAUUAACGAUCAUCAAAACUGAAGAUCCACACCAGCUGAAAGUGAAGAACAUAGUCUACAAAGAAAUAUUCAAAGGCCUUCAUCCCGAGACAGUACAAUGGUGGAAAGCCGAGAGGGGCUGGGGCUGUUGUUCCACAAAUCAUUCUGAUAGUGUUGAUGUUAGUGUACCUGUCAACAGCACUGGACUCGGUGCUGACAUUGAACCUCCUGUAACCAGUACCGGUCUCUCUGGUGUGGCCAUGGACGAAGGCAUCCGACUCAAACACAAUUGA